Messenger RNA from Capsicum annuum, 2754 nucleotides. Its product is annotated as putative receptor protein kinase ZmPK1. The transcript has 2 exons. Bases 184 to 2589 code for a protein of 801 amino acids. Lineage: Eukaryota; Viridiplantae; Streptophyta; Magnoliopsida; Solanales; Solanaceae. Gene Ontology annotation, molecular function: protein serine/threonine kinase activity; ATP binding. Gene Ontology annotation, biological process: protein phosphorylation; recognition of pollen. The record is from RefSeq and is a predicted model, not a curated record.
ACCAAUAAUUCAACUCUCGAAUUCUUCAACCACCCUUUUUAAUAUUUUCCUAUUAGCAGCCUUCUAUCUAUAUACUCUAUCCUGUCUCACUCACAAUUAUGCAGUCCAAAAAACUUUCGUGUAACAAAUUUUAUAACAUGAUCAUAUAGUCCCGUCGGGAUAUACGAUAAAAUUGGAGCUAAGAUGAUUAUACGUCUUCGAAUUCUUGUCCUAGCUUCUUUUCUUAUUACGUUUCCAAUUCCAUUUUAUGCCUCAACAAUUUUUACUUUAUCAUCUGAAGAUUCACUUUCAGCUCCACAAGAUUCAAUUACAUCACCAAAUGGAAAAUUCACUGCUGGUUUUCAUUCUAUUGGUGACAAUGCAUAUUUAUUUGCUAUAUGGUUUACUAAGCCAUUGGUUGAUAGAACCAACACAGUUGUUUGGAUGGCUAACCGUGAUCAACCGAUGAACGGACAAAGAUCACAUCUGUCGCUGCUUAAAUCAGGCAACCUCGUACUGAUUGACGCGAAUCAGAUCAAUGUUUGGGAAUCAGGGACAGAAUGGUCGACUUCUUCGGUUGAGUUAAGCUUGUUGGAUACUGGGAAUCUUGUUCUAGUGACUUACGAUGGUCAAAGAUUAUGGCAGAGCUUUGAUUCUCCUACGGAUACACUUCUUCCUGAUCAACCACUUACUAAAACAUCGAAGCUUGUGUCGCGUAGAAGCUUGAGUAAUUUUUCCUCAGGGUUCUACCAGUUGCAUUUUAAUGAAGAUAAUGUCCUGCAUCUUGUCUAUGAUGGUAUUGAGAUGACAAGUGUAUUCUGGCCAAGUCCGUGGUUGAUUGUUUGGGAUGCAGGUCGUUCCACCUACAAUGACAGCAAAACUGCAGUUCUUGAUCGUUUUGGCAAUUUUAUGUCGAGUGAUGAAUUUGGAUUCCAAUCUUCUGAUUAUGGUGUGGAAUUGCAAAGAAGAUUUAGCCUGGACAUUGAUGGCAACCUUCGAUUGUACAGCCUAGAUAAGUUGAGCAACACUUGGAAAGUUUCUUGGCAGUUAUUUAUAUCAUCCUGCAGGAUUCAUGGAGUUUGUGGAUUGAACAGUUUGUGUUCCUAUGAUUCCGUCUCUGGCAGAAAAUGCUCUUGUGUACCAGGAUACAGGAUGAAAGAUCCCAAAGAUUGGUCAUAUGGCUGUGAACCAGAAUUCAAGGUUUCUUGCAAUGAUACGAGCUCGUUGGAUUUCCUCCCUCUUCGCCAUGUUGAGUUUUACGGGUAUGAUAUUGCAUAUUAUCGCAAUAAAACCUUGCAAGAAUGCAAAGAUUUGUGCUUGAAACGUUGUGAUUACAAAGGUUUCGAAUAUAAGUUUGUUGAAGGUAAUGGUACCUACAGUUGUUACCCGAAAACACUUCUGUUCAACGGAUAUGUUCAGUCUAGUUGGCCUGAUUUUGUUUACCUUAAAGUGCCUAAAACACGACAUGCCUGGCAGGAGCAGUAUCAAGGAAACCUCCAUUGCAACGGUAAAAAAGUGAUUCUGGACAGAGCUUACGGAAGCAAAGAACAUAACGGAUGGAUAAAGUCAUUCAUUUGGUCAGUUGUUUUAGGUGGAGUCUUUGAGAUUCUCUGUGUUCUAACUUACUUUUAUAAAACGAGAAAAAGUUCAAACGAGACCACGCAAGGGUACCUUCAACUUUCGACAAGAUUCAAGAAAUUCACCUAUGCUGAGCUAAAGAAGGCCACUUCCAAUUUCAGCGAAGAGAUAGGCCGAGGAGGCGGUGGCAUUGUGUACAAAGGGAAAUUGUCUGAUGGCAGAGUUGCAGCUAUAAAGUUUCUCUAUGGAGCCAACUCUCAAGGAGAAGCGGAAUUUCUCGCAGAAGUGAGCACUAUAGGCAACCUUAAUCACAUGAAUUUGAUAGAGAUAUGGGGAUAUUGUGCUGAGGGAAAUCAGAGGCUUCUAGUGUAUGAGUACAUGGAGUAUGGUUCUUUGUCAGAUAAUUUGAAUGCCAACAAUCUUGAUUGGGAAAAAAGGUAUGAAAUUGCUUUGGGAACAGCCAAAGGACUUGCAUACUUGCAUGAGGAGUGCUUAGAAUGGGUCUUGCAUUGUGAUGUAAAACCUCAGAACAUACUUUUGGAUUCCAACUACAGGCCAAAAGUUGCUGAUUUUGGGCUUUCCAAGAUAUUGAAUAGAGAGGGCCUGGAUAACUCCAACUUUUCCAGGAUAAGGGGAACGAGAGGAUACAUGGCUCCAGAAUGGGUUUUCAAGAUGCCUAUUACCUCAAAAGUGGAUGUUUAUAGUUAUGGCAUUGUUUUAUUGGAGAUGAUCACGGGCAAGAGUCCGGAAGUUUGUGGUGGCUCCGGGGAUGAUGAUGCUAUGGGACUUGGGUCGUUGGUCACUUGGAUUAGAGAAAAGAUGUGCGAAACAAAUGAAAGGAAAUCAUGGAUUCAAGAUAUUGUAGAUCCAGCAUUGGAUGGUAAAUUCGACUUGGAGAAAAUGGAGAUUCUAUUAAAGUUAGCUUUGCAGUGUUCAGAGGAAGACAGUGAUGCAAGACCUACGAUGUGCGAGGUGGUGGAUAAAAUGGUUCAUCCAAAAAUUUUCGAGUUGAAAGCAGACAUGUUAAUGUAGUUUCUCAAGUUGUAAAUCUUGCUAAAGUUGAUCUUAGAAUGAUUAGGUAUGUUAAUACAAGUUUAUAUGUAAAGUGGCUUGAGUAGCAUAUGCAUCUGAACUCCAGAAUGUGACUCCUUAGAUAGUGACAUAGUAGUUUAUUAAGUAACAAUUUUCUGCAAUAUA